Messenger RNA from Myotis lucifugus (little brown bat), 1482 nucleotides. RefSeq names its product transcobalamin 1 (gene TCN1). NCBI's taxonomy places the organism in Eukaryota, Metazoa, Chordata, Mammalia, Chiroptera, Vespertilionidae. The transcript has 9 exons. The record is from RefSeq and is a predicted model, not a curated record. The coding region runs from base 58 to 1326 and encodes 422 amino acids. Gene Ontology annotation, biological process: cobalamin transport. Gene Ontology annotation, molecular function: cobalamin binding.
CUGUCAUUCAAUAAAUAGGCAGCAAAGUCCUCACCAUUCCAAUACACUGCUGGAAAGAUGAGACAAUCACACCAGCUGCCCCUAGUGGGGCUCUUAUUGUUUUCUCUUAUUCCAAGCCAACUAUGCACCAUCUGUGAGGUAAGCAAAGAAAACUACUCCCGUUUAAACCCUCUACUAAAUACAAUGAUCCAUUCAAAAUAUGCCAGAGGAAUCCAAGCUGCCAAUGUCCUGUUGUCCCUCAGACUUGUUGGAAUCCAGGACCAAAACUUAGAACAACAAGUGUUCCAAGAAGUCAGCGACAGUGUGGAAAAGAAGAGGUCAGAUUUAACCUCGGGAGAGCUUGCCUUAGUUAUACUGGCUUUGAGAGCAUGUCAGAACUCUGAUGAAAGUGUUACAUAUUUCCAUCUGGUCAACCAACUAGAAGAGAAAUUCCAAAAAGAAAUUGAAAAUAUGGGAGUACAUGAUGGCAAUCCGCUGACUAACUACUACCAGCUCAGCCUGGACGUGCUGACCUUGUGUCUGUUCAAUGGGAGCUACUCAAUCACCGAAGUUAAAAAAUAUUUCAGUCCUGAAAAUAAGAACUUUUAUUUUGGUGGUCAGUUCUCAGUAGAUACUGGUGCAAUGGCUGUCCUGGCCCUGACCUGUGUGAAGAGGAGCAUCCAAAACAAUGGAGAGGAUUUACAGGAUAUCAGUCAUUAUAUAGAGUCACUGGUAAAAAAGAUUCUGUCUGAGAAAAAAAGAAAUGGUCUCAUUGGGAAUACAUAUAGUACAGGAGAAGCUAUGCAGGUAAGUCAAAGGCUAACACAGGAAAUAGGGAAGGGAGUCACAGAGGAAAACAAUAACUUCAUUCUUUCUUUUUGGCCUUCUAAGAUCUUAUUAUCCAUCUCCCAGAUCUUACCUGCCCUGAUGGGAAAAACCUACUUGGAUGUUAACAAUGUCUCUUCUUGUGCCAGUGGUCCAGGUCACCUUAACAUCUCUAUUCAUGAGCCAAUACCUGUGGAACCUACCAUUUCAUCCACAUGGAUCUCAGUCAACUACACUGUGCAAAUCAAUGAAACAUUUUUCACCAAAGUCACCGUGCCAAAGGGUUCUGUCUUCCUGAAUGUGAUGGAGGAAGCUCAGAAAAUCAAUCAGACUGCAUUUCGUUUCAAAUAUGUGGAGAGCUCGUGGGGCCCUUACAUCAUCUCUGUUCAGGGCUUGGAGGAGAACCAUAAUGACAGAACCUACUGGCAACUUCUGAGUGGAGGCGAACCAGUGACCCAAGGAGUUGGAAGAUAUGUUGUCCAUAAUGGAGAAAAUUUGGAGGUUCGCUGGAGCAAAUACUAAUAAACUCAAACCUUCCUCUGCCGGAUCUAAUUCUUUUGCAGUGGAAUUCCAUGUGGAUAUUGGCCUCAUGCCUUUCUUUUUAUUUAUCUCAAUCACAAUAGGAGCUUAAAACACCUCCCUUUCUCUCUUUGCAUGUUCAAUAAAUAUCAACAAGUA